AUGCGAGCCAAUCUCACCACAAUUCGCCACUCGGGUGCGCAGCUCCGCCUGCGCCUUGCACCAGUCGCCGUACCAGCAUACCAGCGCCGCUUCAAAACGUCCAAAGACGGCGAAGAAGGACAGUUCAAGGCUGUGACGGCGUCACAGUCUGGCCACGAGCCAACGGAGAACAAGUUGUCGAAGCCUCCGCACAAAGCGGCCCAACCCGAGGUGAAGCGUAAGACGCCGACUGCGUGGGGUUCGGAGAAGGAAAAGUCUACAGAGAAAAAGGACAAGACAGAUCGGCUAUAG
This is a messenger RNA of Akanthomyces muscarius, 291 nucleotides long. RefSeq lists its product as uncharacterized. The record is from RefSeq and is a predicted model, not a curated record. The transcript is spliced from 2 exons. Lineage: Eukaryota; Fungi; Ascomycota; Sordariomycetes; Hypocreales; Cordycipitaceae. The coding region runs from base 1 to 291 and encodes 96 amino acids.